AUGGCUUCUGAGCAACAGCAGCCAAAGAUUGCUUCCUCAACUCCCCCAGAUGUUACUUCCAAGUCCAUCAUCGUGCAUCCGAUGAGUGGAGCCUUGAAAAAGAGUUUAGAGGGGCCCUUUCAGAUUAUCCCAGAUCUGAAAGAUGGGCCAAAAACCGGGUAUGAAGCCAAGACAGUGAAGGAAGGAUUGUAUGUGAGAGUCGACAUGCCUGGCGUAGAAAUGGAAAAUUUAAAGGUGACAUGGGAGAAGAAGAAAGUCAGCUUUGUUGGUGAAGCCCCUAGAGAAACUGAGAAUGAUGCUGGAGGACGGAAUUACGAAGGAGUACUUGAUUUCAGCUCUGGGCCAGUUGCUAUUUAUGGAGUGAAAACUAAUCUGCAAAAUGGAGUUCUGACGAUGGUCUUGGUGGGUUCUGGUUUCCAGCCUGGGUUCUCUACUACUAGCCGUCAUUUCGAAUCCUAUGGUUGUUUCAAGGUUUUGGGGAGAGUGAGUAGUGAUACCUUUGUGGUUGUGGACAGACUCUACCUCAGAGCCCUACCAGCUGAGCUUAAAGGGUUCUAUCCAUUCCAAGCGGGCGGAGCAACUGGAAGUCUGGAGUCAAAAUGUACUCCUGAUAGAGAUGAUUUCGGCUUUUUCUGCAGGAUUGACUUGCCUGGUGUUUCGAAGGAAGGAUUUUCCCUUCGAACUAAGAACAACUCGGUGUUCUAUGGUGGCAAAGGCGUCAAGGGCUCAGAGCAUGACAAUAACAGUACAAGGACGUAUUUUGGAAUAUUCAGACUGUAUUGUGGGUGCUGCAACGUGAAAGAUGUGCAAUUUGAUAUCAAAGCUGGAGUUUUGAGGAUGCUGGUUCAAAAGGAAAAGAUCAAAACAAAGCUGGUUCAAAAGUACUCUAUUAAUUAG
Molecule: messenger RNA, 897 nt
Organism: Coffea eugenioides
Lineage: Eukaryota; Viridiplantae; Streptophyta; Magnoliopsida; Gentianales; Rubiaceae
Product: putative 57 kDa heat shock protein
Exons: 4
Coding region: 1-897 (298 amino acids)
Source: RefSeq, a predicted model, not a curated record